Molecule: messenger RNA, 1241 nt
Organism: Medicago truncatula (barrel medic)
Lineage: Eukaryota; Viridiplantae; Streptophyta; Magnoliopsida; Fabales; Fabaceae
Product: UPF0613 protein PB24D3.06c
Exons: 9
Coding region: 1-1029 (342 amino acids)
Source: RefSeq, a predicted model, not a curated record
AUGAAUCCCUCAAUCACUCGUUCAAUCUCAACGCCUUCAUCAUCUUCUUCUUCCGCCACCUCCUGGUUUUCUGGAAUCGUUCGAGUUGGCCGUACCGAUUCGAAAAUGUCAAGUAACUCCUCCGUAACCGUUUCCGCCUCCUCUGAUGUCACCGGCCCCGUCGUCAGUAAAAAUAAAAUUCGAGGUGUUCUUUUCAAAUACGGUCCUAAUCCUAUUCAGGUUGCAUUCAAAAGUGGCGAUUUCAAACGGCAAGUUAUUUUUAUUGGUGGAUUGACUGAUGGAUUUCUUGCUACCGCAUAUUUAGAACCUCUGGCAAUUGCUCUGGACCGCGAGAAUUGGUCACUAGUUCAAUUUCUCAUGUCAUCUUCUUAUAGUGGAUAUGGCAUCUCCAGCUUGCAACAGGAUGCUAAGGAUCUGGAUCAGCUUAUUAAUUAUUUAAUUAACAAAGAAGAUUCUGAAGGUGUGGCAUUACUUGGGCACAGUACUGGUUGUCAGGAUAUUGUGCAUUACAUGCGCACAAAUUUUGCUUGCUCCCGAGCUGUUCGUGCUGCCAUCUUGCAGGCUCCGGUCAGUGAUAGGGAAUAUCAAUCUACACUCCCUCAGACAGCUGCUAUGAUUGACUUGGCUGCUAAAAUGAUAAGCGAAGGUCGAGGUCCAGAGAUAAUGCCAAGGGAAGCAGAUCCUAGUGCCCCAAUUACUGCAUAUAGGUAUCACUCCCUUUGUGCAUAUAAUGGUGACGACGAUUUGUUCAGCUCCGACCUUAGUGAUGAUCAAUUGAGGAUGAGACUCGGGCAUAUGUCUAGCACACAUUGCCAGGUUAUAUUUUCAAUGGCUGAUGAAUAUGUGCCAGAUUACGUUGAUAAGAAAGCAUUAGUUGAGCGAUUAUGCAGAGCAAUGGGAGGUGCAGAGAAAGUAGAGAUUGAAUAUGGAAACCACUCCCUUUCUAACAGAGUUGAAGAAGCUGUCAAUGCUAUUAUUGAUUUCUUAAAAAGAGAGGGACCCAAGGGCUGGGACGACCCAUGGAGUUAAUUUAGGUGUCUAUCAAAUUUUUCCUCCUUUUUUGGUUGCCAUUGUAGUUUUUUUUUUUCCUAUUCGCCAAUAUUUAUUUUCGAUCGCUUAUUUAUCUAUCGUUUUUUUUUUAUUGUUUGGGUUGUUAUUGCAGCCUUAUUUUUUGUUGAUAUAAUAGAUGGUAGUAUAAAUUAUCUUAAGGAAAAAAUUUGUAUAUUAUUUUGAUUAAUUCA